AUUGGCAAGCACAGUGGCCCUGGAAUAUCAAGAUAUAGUCAUGAUCCCGGCCCUUAAAUUAAAAAAAAAAAAAAAAAAAAUGAAAAAAGUGUUGUGGGGAAGAAACUAUUAGCAUUCUGGCCUCUUCCAGCCUCUUGUUGGAUUGCAUUCCUGUCACUCAAAGUCAGAGAGGUGGGCUCUUAGGUCCUAUCCAAUCAGGGAUGCUCCAAUAUGAACUGUGUUCAAUCAGACGCACAGUCAGAAAGAAGAACGCAACACCGGGGAUUCUGAGAAGCAUUUGUCUCUGGAGCUGGACUGGGAACAGAGGACUCCUCUCCACCGGUUUCAUUCCUCUAGAUCUCAUGUGUCUCUACAGCAGACUCUGUCAUCCUGCGACCUGCUUGUACUGAGAGAUCUGUGAGGAGGAUAUCAGGACAUCCUAGAGCUGAAAAAUGGGUGUGUUGACAUUCAAGGACGUGUCUAUUGAAUUCUGCAUGGAUGAGUGGGCCUGCCUGGACCCUGCUCAGCAGCAUUUGUAUCGGGAAGUCAUGUUAGAAACCUACAGAAACCUGGUCUUCCUGGGUCUUGCUGUCUCUAAGCCAGAGCUCAUCACCUGUCUGGAGCAAAGCAAAGAACCCUGGAAGGUGAAGACACAGCAGACACUAGUCAAGCAUCCAGAUCAUAAGAUAAUUCAUACUGGAGAAAAGCAGUACAAAUGCAAAGAAGGUAAACAAGUCUUUGAAUCUAGCUCAAGACUCCAUAAUGGAGAGAAUCUCAACAAGUGUAAAAAUGACGACAAAUGUCUUAGGAACAGUACAAAGUAUCGUAACGGUAAGAUUUUUGAUACUGUUGAAACAUUCUGCAACUAUAACAAAUGUGACAAAAUUAUCAAGCAGUACUCACAUAUUUAUGGUGAUAAAAUAAUUCAUUCUGAAGAGAAACCCUACAAAAGUCAAGAUUGUGGCAAAGCCUUUAAACAGUACUCAAGCAUUUCUGGACAUAAAAGAAUUCAUUCUAGGGGGAAACCAUACAAAUGUGAAGAAUGUGGCAAAGACUUUAACCAUUACUCAAACCUUUCUGAACAUCAAAGAAUUCACACUGGAGAGAAACCCUACAAAUGUCAAGAAUGUGGCAAAGCCUUUAACCGCCACUCACAACUUUCUGGACAUCAAAGAAUUCACUCUGGAGAGAGACCCUACAAAUGUCAAGAAUGUGGCAAAGCCUUUAACCAUCACUCAAACCUUUCUGCACAUCAAAGAAUUCACUCUGGAGAGAAACCCUACAAAUGUCAAGAAUGUGGCAAAGCCUUUAACCAGUACUCAAGCCUCUCUGUACAUCAAAUAAUUCACUCUGGAGAGAAACCCUACAAAUGUAAAGUAUGUGGCAAAGCCUUUAGCCAGUACUCAAGCCUCUCUGUACAUCAAAGAAUUCACUCUGAAGAGAAACCCUACAAAUGUCAAGAAUGUGGCAGAGCCUUUAAUCAUUACUCAAGCCUUUCUGUACAUCAAAGAAUUCACUCUGGAGAGAGACCCUACAAAUGUCAAGAAUGUGGCAAAGCCUUUAACCAGUACUCAAGCCUCUCUGUACAUCAAAGAAUUCACUCUGGAGAGAAACCCUACAAAUGUAAAGUAUGUGGCAAAGCCUUUAGCCAGUACUCAAGCCUCUCUGUACAUCAAAGAAUUCAUUCUGGACAGAAACCCUACAAAUGUCAAGAAUGUGGCAAAGCCUUUAACCGGCACUCACACCUUUCUGCUCAUCAAAAAAUUCACUCUGGAGAGAAACCCUAUAAAUGUCAAGAAUGUGGCAAGGCAUUUAACCGCCACUCAUACCUUUCUGUACAUCAAAGAAUUCACUCUGGAGAGAAACCCUACAAAUGUCAAGAAUGUGGCAAAGCCUUUAAAGAUCAGGGAAGCUUUUCUACACAUCAAAGAAUUCACUCUGGAGAGAAACCCUACAAAUGUAAAGAAUGUGGCAAAGCCUUUACCUGCAAGUCACACCUCUCUACACAUCAAAGAAUUCACUCUGGAGAGAAACCCUACAAAUGUCAAGAAUGUGGAAAAACCUUUAACUGUUCCUCAAACCUUUCUGUACAUCAAAGAAUACACUCUGGAGAGAAACCCUACAAAUGUCAAGAAUGUGGCAAAGCCUUUAACCGCCACUCACACCUUUCUGCACAUCAAAGAAUUCACUCUGGAGAGAAACCCUACAAAUGUCAAGAAUGUGGCAGAGCCUUUACCAAUUCCUCAGGCCUCUCUGUACAUCAAAGAAUUCACUCUGGAGAGAAACCCUACAAAUGUCAAGAAUGUGGCAAAGCCUUUAACCAGUACUCAAGCCUCUCUGUACAUCAAAGAAUUCACUCUGGAGAGAAACCCUACAAAUGUAAAGUAUGUGGCAAAGCCUUUAGCCAGUACUCAAGCCUCUCUGUACAUCAAAGAAUUCACUCUGAAGAGAAACCCUACAAAUGUCAAGAAUGUGGCAGAGCCUUUAAUCAUUACUCAAGCCUCUCUGUACAUCAAAGAAAUCACACUGGAGAGAAACCCUACAAAUGUAAAGUAUGUAGCAAAGCCUUUAGCCAGUACUCAAGCCUCUCUGUACAUCAAAGAAUUCACUCUGAAGAGAAACCCUACAAAUGUAAAGAAUGUGGCAGAGCCUUUAACCAUAACUCAAGCCUCUCUGUACAUCAAAGAAUUCACUCUGGAGAGAAACCCUACAAAUGUCAAGAAUGUGGCAAAGCUUUUAACUGCCACUCAUACCUUUCUGCACAUCAAAAAAUUCACUCUGCAGACAAAACCUACAAAUGUCAAGAAUGUGGCAAAGCCUUUAAAGAUCAGAGAAGCUUUUCUACACAUCAAAGAAUUCACUCUGGAGAGAAACCCUACAAAUGUCAAGAAUGUGGCAGAGCCUUUAACCAUUACUCAAGCCUCUCUGUACAUCAAAGAAUUCAUUCUGGAGAGAAACCCUACAAAUGUCAAGAAUGUGGCAAAGCCUUUAACCGGCACUCACACCUUUCUGCUCAUCAAAAAAUUCACUCUGGAGAGAAACCCUAUAAAUGUCAAGAAUGUGGCAAGGCAUUUAACCGCCACUCAUACCUUUCUGUACAUCAAAGAAUUCACAAUGGAGAGAAACCCUACAAAUGUCAAGAAUGUGGCAAAGCCUUUAAAGAUCAGGGAAGCUUUUCUACACAUCAAAGAAUUCACUCUGGAGAGAAACCCUACAAAUGUAAAGAAUGUGGCAAAGCCUUUACCCGCAAGUCACACCUCUCUACACAUCAAAGAAUUCACUCUGGAGAGAAACCCUACAAAUGUCAAGAAUGUGGAAAAGCCUUUAACCAGUCCUCAAGCCUCUCUGUACAUCAAAGAAUUCACUCUGGAGAGAAACCCUACAAAUGUCAAGAAUGUGGAAAAGCCUUUAAUGAUUAUGCAAGCUUUUCUAGACAUCGAAGUAUUCACUCUGGAAAGAAACCCUACAAAUGUCAGGAAUGUGGCAAAGCCUUUAAACAUUACUCAAGCCUCUGUGUACAUCAAAGAAUUCACUCUGGAGAGAAACUCUACAAAUGUCAAGAAUAUGGAAAAGCCUUUAACCAGCACUCAAACCUUUCUGAACAUCAAAGAAUUCAUUCUGGACAAAAGCUUUCCAAAUUUAAAAAAUGUGGUAAAGCCUUUUAACUCAGUUCAACUCGCAGUAAACAUCAAAGAAUUUCUUGUGGAGAGAAACUCUAAAAAUAUGAAGAAUGUGGCAAGGCAUUUACACUGUAUUCCACCCUUUCUGUACAUCAAAGAAUUCAUUUUUGAGAGAAACUGCAA
Molecule: messenger RNA, 3782 nt
Organism: Nycticebus coucang (slow loris)
Lineage: Eukaryota; Metazoa; Chordata; Mammalia; Primates; Lorisidae
Product: zinc finger protein 729-like
Exons: 4
Coding region: 432-3644 (1070 amino acids)
Biological process (GO): regulation of transcription by RNA polymerase II
Molecular function (GO): RNA polymerase II cis-regulatory region sequence-specific DNA binding; DNA-binding transcription factor activity, RNA polymerase II-specific
Source: RefSeq, a predicted model, not a curated record